AUGACAUCUGUACCGAUCCAUCCCUCUACCAAUGGCGAAAAUGGUGUCAAGGAAGGGGUAAAGAAGCAAAUUCUCUUGAACGCCUUUGACAUGUCUACCGUUGGACAUCUGUCGCCUGGUCAAUGGAAGGUUGAUGCGAUACAGAACCCUGAAGACAAGUCUGCAACGAAGCGCGACCUGAACUACUGGAUCGAUCUUGCGAAGCUGUUGGAGAGGGGUGGCAUCAACGCCCUUUUCCUCGCAGACACCUAUGGUGGAUAUGACACAUACGAGGGCAGUCUGGACAACUGCAUUCGACGCGCAGCACAAUGGCCAAUGACAGAUCCUACAAUCCCCAUCAGUGCCAUGGCUGCAGUGACGAAGAACCUUUCAUUCGCCAUCACAGCAUCUACGUCCUUCGAGCCCCCGUUUUUGCUAGCCAAACGAUUUUCAACGUUGGAUCAUUUCACGAGAGGGCGAAUUGGUUGGAACAUAGUGACGUCGUGGAAGAAGGCUGCGUUCAAGGCCAUUGGAUUGGACAGCCCAAUUCCUCACGAUGAGAGAUAUGCGCAGGCAGAUGAGUACCUGAGAGUUCUUUACAAGCUCUGGGAAGGCUCAUGGGCGGACGACGCCAUUUCCCCUGAUCCGGAAAACGAUAGCUACGCUGACCCAGACAAGAUCCGGACGAUCCAUCACCACGGAAAGUUCUUCGACCUUGAUACACGCCACAUCGUCGACCCUUCCCCUCAACGAACCCCUUUCCUCUUUCAGGCUGGAACAUCAGCUGCUGGGUCUGCUUUUGCCGCAACACAUGCUGAGGGCAUCUUUGUUUCUUCUCACUCACCAAAGCUUCUAAGACCUAAAGUGAAGGAUAUUAGAGAUCGAGCCGCCUCGCUCGGCCGAGACCCCCAAUCAGUCAAAUUCUUUGCGACUUUCACACCCAUUGUUGGAAGGACUGACGAGGAGGCCAAGGCAAAGCAUGAAGAACUCAAGAAAUACGCAUCUGUUGUCGGUGGCCUUGUCCUCGUCAGUGGAUGGACCGGCAUCGACCUAUCUAAGAUUCCCGUCGACCAAGAGGUCACAGCAGCCGACUCCCUCGAAGCCCAUAAAGUGCGCAGUAUCCUUGACGCAUUCACAACGACGAGCGAGCAUGUACCGCAGUGGACACCCCGAGUCAUUGCCGAGAGGGCGGCGAUCGGUGGCCUCGGCCCCGUUUCGGUCGGAAGCCCGCAAACGGUGGCGGAUGAAAUGGAGUAUUGGAUCCGGGAAGGAGACUUGGACGGUUUCAACAUUGGAUAUGUAACAACGCCUGGUACUUUUGAGGACGUCGUUGAUCUUCUCAUCCCUGAGCUGAGACGCCGUGGCCUCUACCCAGAGGCUCCAGCGGAAGAUGUGCAAUUGACAGCGAGAGAGAAGGUUUACGGCAAGGGGCAGAAGGGAUUAAGAAGUGAUCACACGGGAUCUAGUUACAAGUAUGACGUCUAUAAAGAGGACGGGGCUUCUGAGGAGUCGAAGGACAGCCCACUUAAAGCAUAA
Molecule: messenger RNA, 1515 nt
Organism: Colletotrichum truncatum
Lineage: Eukaryota; Fungi; Ascomycota; Sordariomycetes; Glomerellales; Glomerellaceae
Product: xenobiotic compound family
Molecular function (GO): oxidoreductase activity, acting on paired donors, with incorporation or reduction of molecular oxygen; monooxygenase activity
Source: RefSeq, a predicted model, not a curated record